AUGGGUAUUCCGUCAGAGUGGGCCAGGAAGUUCUGGGAGUUCUGCAAGAGAAAUGUCAUUCCCGAUGUCUUCAUCAAGAGGAGGUUGAACUUCAUCACCAUACACUAUUUGUACAUGCUUGGAAUGACCCUCCUGGGCUCCGUCAUCAUAUAUGGCAUUGGUGGUAUUCAUUACAUUGACUCCCUCUUUUUUGCCUCCGGAGCUUGCACACAGAGCGGCUUGAACACGGUCGACAUCAACCUCAUGCGCACUGGACAACAAUUCAUGCUCUACUUCCUGGCCAUGCUUUGUAACCCCAUUGUCAUCCACUCGACGGUCGUCUUUGUGCGACUAUAUUGGUUUGAAAAACGAUUCGAGGCCGUGGUCAAGGCCUCCAGUGCCCUGCGUCGAACAAAGUCCAAGCAGCGCACCAACACCAUGCCGAGAGAGGACGUGGAACAAGGUCUGCCGGGCGCGGCAGGGAGAGCGAUUCGGAUAUUGCGAAACACCGGACGCAGUCAAAGCCAUGCGGAUGCAGAGAAGCUCGAGGACAGUAAUGGAAAGGCAGUGGACUCAUCCGACACGUCUCGGGAGGAGCGUGAGGAGUCCAGGGGACAGCCUCCCGAGCACCGUCCACAUCUCCAGACAUCUCAGUCUAUCGAUGACGUGCGUGUUCCCCAGCGAUUGAGCCCAGAACAACACAUCCGCUUUCUUGAGAAUCAGCGGAACCCUAGUGAUACGACGGCUUUGCGAAUCCCCAGCCCUCGCGAGUUCGAGCUUGGGGGCCGACCUCAAAAUGUCAGUACCAGCUUUGACCACAAUAUACUGCGUCCGGUCACGAGUGAGCCAGAUCUCUCCACCCGCGACGAGAGACGAGCCGAGGUGGUACCGGCAGAUGACGCUGUCCCUCCUACCCAUAUCACCAUCGAUGAACCACAGUUCUUGCGAGACCGACAGGACCGAACCGCUACCUUUCCCCGGCUCAACACCAGACAAUCCACACUACCGUCACAUACCUACGAUGCCCCUGAGCCCAGUUCUAACCUUCGUCGGAGGGGUUCAAAUACCUUCCGAUCCCUGCACCGCGUCAAUACUCCGCGAACACAGGAACUCGCCCCGUACCUGAGCUGGCAACCCACCAUCGGGAGGAACUCGUUUUUCAUUGGUCUGACAGAGGAACAGCGGGAAGAGCUGGGCGGGAUAGAAUAUCGGGCACUCAAGGCCUUGGCCCUGAUUCUUGUCCUUUACUUCUUCUGUUUCCAUGUCCUGGGCGCUAUUUGUCUGAUCCCGUGGAUUCUGCGCUCAGGUACUUACGGAAAGUAUGUGACGGAACAGGGGCAGGGAAGAGUCUGGUGGGGCAUCUUCACCAGUGCUUCUUCGUUCAACGACCUCGGCUUCACCCUUACGAACAAUUCUAUGAUCUCGUUUCAGCGCGCUAUCUUCCCCCUGCUGUUGAUGACCUUUCUGAUCAUCAUUGGCAACACGGGAUUUCCGUGCAUGCUGAGGCUCAUUAUCUGGGCCACAUCCAAAUUCGUCCGAGAAGGCAGUCCCUUGUGGGAGGAACUCCAGUUUCUUCUGGAUCAUCCUCGCCGCUGUUUCACCCUCCUGUUUCCUCGAGAGGCGACUUGGUGGCUGUUUGCCAUUCUUGUCAUCCUCAAUGGGUUGGAUCUCAUCUUCUUCAUCAUUCUCGAUCUAAAUGAUCCCACUGUCACCUCCUUACCCGCUGGGAUACGGUUUCUCGACGGCCUCUUCCAAGCCGCCUCGACUCGAACAGCGGGGUUGUCCGUGGUCAAUCUUGCCGACCUGCACCCUGCUAUUCAGGUCAGCUAUCUCAUCAUGAUGUACAUUUCCGUCUUUCCGAUCGCCAUCUCCAUGCGGAGAACCAACGUGUACGAGGAGAAGAGUCUUGGGAUUUAUGGUACUCCGUCCGAAGAGAACGAAGAUGAGGGCGAGCCAAGUUAUGUCGGUGCCCAUUUGCGAAGACAACUUUCCUUUGACCUGUGGUACAUCUUCCUAGGCAUGUUCAUCAUUGCCAUUGUGGAAGGUAGCCGAUUGGAGAAUAUCAAUGAAUCCGCAUUUACCCUUUUCUCCGUCCUCUUCGAAAUUGUCUCGGCAUAUGGUACGGUGGGUCUUUCUUUGGGCUACCCGACCAUCAACGCUUCCUUUUCGGCCGAGUUCCAUACCCUAUCCAAAUUGGUGAUAAUUGCCAUGCAAAUCCGUGGGAGGCAUCGUGGACUGCCUUACGAGCUCGAUCGGGCCAUUCUCUUACCAUCCGAGAGCCUGCAGGCGAAAGAAGCGAAGGAAGCAGAAAGGGUUAUGUCUCGGGUGCAACGUCGGAGAUCGUCCCUAGGAGCACAGUCAAUGAUGUCAGCCGUCGAUGGGAACAUUGAAGGACGACAAUUCCGGCCUGAGACAGGUCUGUCUUCGGGGUUGCGAGACAUCGACGAGGGUUCAGAGUUCCUACGUCCUCGAGCCAAUACCAACAGAUCGCACCACAGAACAGGAAGUUCAACGGAUCAUCAAAUGCACAGCGAACCGCAUAGUGCACGGCGUGGUAUAGGCAUUGGUAUGUUCAAGCUGGCGUCUGGCGUCGAGGCCAUCAAGGAGGAAAAGCUUCGGGAGUGA
Cladophialophora psammophila CBS 110553 is the source of this 2604-nucleotide messenger RNA. RefSeq lists its product as uncharacterized. Gene Ontology annotation, molecular function: high-affinity potassium ion transmembrane transporter activity. The coding region runs from base 1 to 2604 and encodes 867 amino acids. The record is from RefSeq and is a predicted model, not a curated record. Gene Ontology annotation, biological process: potassium ion import across plasma membrane; intracellular potassium ion homeostasis. NCBI's taxonomy places the organism in Eukaryota, Fungi, Ascomycota, Eurotiomycetes, Chaetothyriales, Herpotrichiellaceae. Gene Ontology annotation, cellular component: plasma membrane. The transcript has a single exon.